Molecule: messenger RNA, 1041 nt
Organism: Lottia gigantea (owl limpet)
Lineage: Eukaryota; Metazoa; Mollusca; Gastropoda; Lottiidae
Exons: 1
Coding region: 1-1041 (346 amino acids)
Biological process (GO): G protein-coupled receptor signaling pathway
Cellular component (GO): membrane
Molecular function (GO): G protein-coupled peptide receptor activity
Source: RefSeq, a predicted model, not a curated record
AUGGAUAAUAUAACCGACAUACCGAACGCAACCAAUCUAGAAUUAUGGGCCAAUUGGUACAGACAUGUUCAUGGCUAUGCCGCUCCCAUUGUAUGUAUUUUCGGCGUUGUUGCAAAUAUUUUAAAUAUUGUGGUGCUAACGAGGAAAAAUAUGAUAUCCCCAACAAACGUUAUCUUAACAGGACUAGCAGUUUCGGACGGGUUGACCAUGGCAGUGUACUUUAUUUAUGCCAUUCUGUCUCAUCAUAUAUACGUUAAUCGACCAACACCAUUGACCCAUGCUCAAUUUGUUAUGUUCUACGCUAUCUUCAGUGUUAUCGCGCAUUCAAUCAGUAUCUGGUUAACAGUCGCGCUUGCUCUAUUUCGUUAUAUAUUUAUACGGUGUCCCAGAAGAGGUGGUAAACUGUGUAGUAUAGACCGUGCUAAAUUGACGGUGGUCAUAGUGUCCUUUGUAACAACGGUUGUAUGUAUACCGAAUGCUGUUUCUUAUCAGAUAGUGGAUCAAGGAAACGGUUCGUCCUGGUAUGUGGAUGUAAAGAAAACGACGGCUACCGAAAUCAUUUUAACAAGAUUUAAUUUCUGGAUCCAAGCCAUGUUAGUCAAACUUAUACCAUGUUUUCUCCUUACAAUCCUUAGUAUCCUUCUUGUCAAAACAAUGAAAGAUGCGGAAAAAAGACGCAAAAAAUUAUUGAGUAAACCAAUGAAGGGAAGCGAUGAUCCUAGAAGACCAAGUAAAACUAACCGCACAACUCGUAUGUUACUAGCUGUGGUAAUAUUAUUUUUGGUAACAGAAAUACCACAAGGCAUUCUCAACCUUAUCAGUGGAAUUGAAGAAGAUUUCUUUGAUAAUGUGUAUACACCACUUGGUGAUUUAAUGGACAUAUUAGCGCUCAUAAAUAACGGAAUCAAUUUUAUUCUGUAUUGCACCAUGAGUAAACAGUUUCGAGACACUUUUAUUAAACUAUUUCUUAAAGAUCUGGUAAUGGACAAUAACAGAGGUACUUAUCACUGCACUCAAGUGACGCGAGAUACCGAAUUGUAA